Molecule: messenger RNA, 968 nt
Organism: Eutrema salsugineum
Lineage: Eukaryota; Viridiplantae; Streptophyta; Magnoliopsida; Brassicales; Brassicaceae
Exons: 6
Coding region: 77-754 (225 amino acids)
Source: RefSeq, a predicted model, not a curated record
AUAUAUAAAAAAAUUUGUUGUUGUCAUUUUCAUUUGAGAGUAUCGCCGAAGCUUGUCGAGAGAGAGAGAGAGAGAGAUGGAUUCAUCGGCGUCGUUUGUAGGGAACAGAUAUUGGGUCCUCCGACACGGCAAGAGCAUUCCCAACGAGAGAGGCCUCAUCGUCUCUUCCAUGGAAAAUGGUGUGCUUUCAGAGUACCAAUUAGCUCCUGAUGGUAUGGCUCAGGCUCAGCUCGCUGGCGAAUCGUUCCUUAAGCAACUCAAGGAGAGUAACAUAUCACUGGAAAAGGUCCGCAUUCGCUACUCGCCCUUCUCCAGAACCACUCACACCGCAAGGAUUGUCGCUCAGGUCCUCAAUCUCCCUUUUGAUACUCCUCACUGCAAGAUGAUGGAAGCUCUGCGAGAACGUUAUUUCGGACCUACAUUUGAGCUCAAGUCACAUGACAAGUACCAAGAGAUAUGGGAUCUUGAUGAGAAAGAUCCAUAUAUGAGACCACAAGGAGGAGAAAGUGUUGAUGAUGUUGUGUCCAGACUUGCCACUGCCAUUGAAUCCAUGGAAGCUGAAUAUCAAGGAUGCGCAAUUUUGGUGGUGAGUCAUGGAGAUCCUCUGCAGAUGUUGCAGAACAUUUUCCAUUCAGCAAAGCAACAACGAGGAGAUGGUUUAGCAGAGAUCAUUCAGAAGGGCAGAGUUGCUUCUGUCUUGUCACAGCACCGCAAGUUUGCUUUGCUCACCGGGGAACUCCGACCCCUCGUCUGAAUUUGGCAAUCUUCAUAUUGAAGCAAGCUUACUAUAUUAAAAAAAAAAAAAAAGUAUUCAACUUUGGCAUUGUUUUGUUGCCAGUUCUUAUCUGGCAAUGACAUUCUUGCAGUUACUUGAUUUGGGAUAAGCUAUUAUGACAUCAUUUUGUUAAGCGGACCAUGAAGGGUUAUUCUUCUGUGAUAAGAAACCAUACUUAAUUUGUAUCUUUGUU